CUCGCAUUUAUAGCGCAAUGAGCGCACAGUAGGGCUGAGUAGCGGUCGCUAUAGAAACCCAGCAUUUAAUCAAACACUCGUCUGAUUUGUAUAUUGUUUUGAUUGGAUUGGAGUCGACAUUACAGUCGAGUGUUGACCACAAACACCACAUCCCGAUCACCACCGCUCCAGACAUGGGAUUAUUCUCCGGGAACUCACUCUUCGACACAUUAGUCGAUAAGGCGACGUCCGAGACGAACACCGCGGAGGACUGGGCGCUCAUUAUGGAGAUCUGCGACCGCGUGGGACAGGAGGCCAACGGCGCCAAAGACUGCAUGCGAGCGCUGGUCCGCCGUCUCAACCAUCAGUUGCCAUCCGUUGUCAUGCAAUCGCUUACUCUAUUGGACGCCUGUGUCAGCAAUUGUGGCAAAAUAUUUCAUUUGGAGGUCUGUUCGCGUGAUUUUGAGUCCGAAAUCCGCAAACUGUUGAGUAAAUCACAUCCAAAAGUGUGCGAAAAGUUGCGACUAUUGAUCAAAAAGUGGGCGCAAACUGAGUUCAAAAACGACCCCCAAUUGAGUCUUAUUCCAGCGCUUUAUAACAAACUGAAGAGCGAAGGGAUGGACUUCUCGUCCUCAGAACCGGUCAAGAAGUCGACGCAAUUGCCUAAAAAUCCUGAUGUCGUCACCAGUAAUCAAGAGGAGGAAGACAUCGCCAAAGCCAUCGAAGCGAGCCUUAAGGAGACGUCCGGUUCGCCCAACACUUCGCGCAAUACUAACACUAAUUCCAACACUAGAGUCAACACUAGUCUUUACCCGACAUUCGCUACCGAUUCCAACGCUAACAACGCGUCUUCAGCCAAGAACUCGAUGCCUGAGAAGGAGGCCAUCAAAGUGAGGGCUCUCUAUGACUUCGAGGCCGCAGAGGAUAAUGAGUUGACAUUCAAAUCGGGAGAAAUUAUUCUCGUGUCUGACAAUAGUGACGCCAAUUGGUGGAAGGGGUCCAACCAUAGGGGUGAAGGUCUGUUUCCCGCUAACUUCGUCACCUCUGACUUGGAGGCUGAGCCCGAAUCCAAUCACAAAGCGAAUGAGAAGAAAGUGCAGUUCAGCGAAGAGAUCAAAGUAAAAGUGAUGGAAAAGGAGUCGGAAGUGGUUGAGAUCGACGAGGAGAAGAUCGAUCGACUCCUGCAUCUCAUACACGACUCCGACCCCAACGGAGAGAAGUCUGAUUCGGAAGAGCUUCUGAUUCUCGAAGAGCAAUGCACAGCAAUGUCACCACUCAUUGACCAGGAGUUACAACAGGUGGACAAAAAGCACGCGGCGCUCACCGCUGCCAACAUUCAGCUCAACUCAGCCCUCAAUCUCUACCAUUCCCUCAUGAAAGAGAGCUUCGCAAUGAUGAGCACUCCGUACACACAGUACUAUCCCGGCGUUCCUCAACAACAGCAACAAUACCCGCCUAACCCACAGUACAACCCAAUGCCUCCCCAACAACAACCACAACCACAACCACAAUAUAAUCCGGUAAACCUUCCACCGAAUACCUAUCCAAACUAUAUUCCCCCGCAAAACUCUGGAAUACAGGCGCCACCAACGGCUCAAUACAUGCCAAACCAACCCACAAACCCAGUGGUACCACAACCACAACCACCGCAACAGCAACAACAACAACAGCCGCCGGUUUCCUAUCCCUAUCAUCAGCCCAUAACACAGAUGCCAACCGACGCGUCCAGUCAUCUCUACGGCACCGCAAACGCAGUCCAACCACAGGCUAUUCCUAACAAUUAUCUCUAUUACCAAAACUCGUAAACUCGAUGAAUGUCUACUAGUAAUGCAUAAGCGUUUGAUUUGUACAUAAGUGAAAUAUUAUCGGCAAUUUUAAACAACCAAUUCAUAUAUGAGAUGAUAAUAUUCCCU
This is a messenger RNA of Oppiella nova, 1892 nucleotides long. The record is from the annotation of a GenBank genome assembly. NCBI's taxonomy places the organism in Eukaryota, Metazoa, Arthropoda, Arachnida, Sarcoptiformes, Oppiidae.